This is a messenger RNA of Schistocerca piceifrons (Central American locust), 1990 nucleotides long. RefSeq names its product peptidoglycan-recognition protein SA-like. Bases 54 to 617 code for a protein of 187 amino acids. Gene Ontology annotation, biological process: innate immune response; peptidoglycan catabolic process. The transcript is spliced from 4 exons. Lineage: Eukaryota; Metazoa; Arthropoda; Insecta; Orthoptera; Acrididae. Gene Ontology annotation, molecular function: peptidoglycan binding; N-acetylmuramoyl-L-alanine amidase activity; zinc ion binding. The record is from RefSeq and is a predicted model, not a curated record.
GUCGCGCUGCGGGCUGGCGCUCAGUUUGGACGCGGAAACAGUGAGGCGAAAACAUGGGUUACGUAGCGGCAAUCCUCUUGGCUGUCUUCGCAGCGGCCAAUGCCCAGAACAACUGCCCCAACAUUGUGGCGCGGCGAGGCUGGGGAGCACGUCCGGCGAAGCAAGUGGAGUACAUCAUCAAGCCAGUGCAGUAUGUCGUCAUCCAGCACACCGUCUCGCCCAUCUGCACCUCCAUGAACGCCUGCGCCGAGCGCGUGCGCAGCAUCCAGGCGCAGCACAUGACCAACCUCAAGUUCGAGGACAUCGGCUACUCGUUCCUGGUGGGAGGCGACGGCAACGUGUACGAGGGGCGAGGCUGGCACAAGCAGGGCGCGCACACGCGCGGCUACAACAAGAACUCCAUCGGCAUCGCCGUCAUCGGCGACUUCACAGAUACUUUACCACCACGGGCACAACUGGAGGCACUGAAGAAGCUGCUGGAGUGUGGCGUGCAGUUGGGAGAGCUGUCAGAGGACUACAAGCUGUUGGCAGCACGCCAGGUAGUGGCCACACAGAGUCCUGGAUUGGCCCUCUACCAGGAACUGCAGACAUGGCCUGCCUGGGUUGAGCAGCCCUGAAGCUGCUGGAUUGACUUUGAUUCCAUCUAUCUCAGUGCCACACCUGUAUAUGAUGUAUUGGAAACAUCUGCUGAAUGAAAGUUUUAUUGAUUAUUGGGGAAUCUGACAUCUUAUCAACCUCAAUGAGAAGUUUUCUCCACUUGGUACAAAAAGCUUUGAGUGAUAUGUUACUUUAUUAUCUGAGAAACACAAAUUAGAUGAAAUUUGUUACUCUGAGGAUAUGGAGUUUUGUAUGAAAGAUAAAAAAUUGUAAAUUAUUAAUAAUUCUUCCUCUUCCCUCCCCCCCCCCCCCCCCCCCAUCAACUUCUCUCCCCUUCUUCACAUACACACAAUGAUUCAUAUAUAAAUAACAUAAGAAAAUGCAGAUAAUCCACAAAAUGUAUAUCAGAUUUAUAGAAAAAUAUUAGAUAUAUCAUUAUCGUUUUUUACCCUUAAGAAAGUAAAAAUACAAAAUGCUGUAGUCCAUAGUAAUUUGUAAUGGUACAGAAUGUUAAAAACUGAAUUGAUAGGAUUUUUCCUAAUUUUACUAAUUGUAAAAAGUGCAAGCAAAAGUAGAAUUAAUGUUUUAGUUCUAUCUUACAAACGAAACCAUUUUGACUUAAAAUUCUUUAAACCUAUAUAUCUGAGGGUAAACUAACACCCCAAAAAAUAUACCUUUGAAGAAAAGAGAAUAAUAAUGUGAAUUGAAUAGAAAUGCAGUCUGACAGAACCUAUACCUCAGUUAUCAUUAACGUGUCAACACCUUUAAAAUUUAGUUCUAAACUGGUCCUAAUCUUAUUAAUUGUCAAAAACACAUGACAUUAAUGAAUAAUAAACUUCUGGUUAUUUCAUUAUAAGGCCAGUUUGAAAUUAAUAAAGGUUAAGAGUAAUUCAGACUGACCUACUUUACACACUGUUGCAAUACAUUGGUUCCUAAAAAAAAGAUACUGAGAAAAUAGAAUGUUGUACAAGAAAUUAUUUAAUGUGACAAAUUGUGCAUACUUGCAUAUUCACAGUAAAUAAAAUUUCCAAAAGUAACCCUAUCUUCCUUGGUUUUAACUAAGAUUGUAUUGCACUAUAUUUCAUCAGUUUCAUUUUAAUUUUGAAAAACUCUGAAGAUCCUACGCAAAGAAAUAGAAGCUAGCAGAAAAGAAAUUAUGUAAUUGACUCUUUAAUGUCACAGUUUACCCCAUGAGAUAUUUAACAUGCUUUAGUUAGUUCUUGAAAAUUAUGUAGUCAAGUAUCCAACUUCUAGAGAGUACCAGUGUGUGUUUCACUGCUUCUACUGUAAUCAUUCUUUGUAAUACAAUCUGUUAUAUUAUUAUGAUUACGUAUUAUGAUUAUGGUGUUUACGUUCCUUCGGAUGUUUCAAGAAAAUACAAGAUUUCCCAUAA